Lates calcarifer (barramundi perch) is the source of this 3658-nucleotide messenger RNA. RefSeq names its product 1-acylglycerol-3-phosphate O-acyltransferase 2 (lysophosphatidic acid acyltransferase, beta) (gene agpat2). The transcript is spliced from 6 exons. Lineage: Eukaryota; Metazoa; Chordata; Actinopteri; Centropomidae. Gene Ontology annotation, cellular component: membrane; endoplasmic reticulum. The record is from RefSeq and is a predicted model, not a curated record. Gene Ontology annotation, molecular function: 1-acylglycerol-3-phosphate O-acyltransferase activity. Gene Ontology annotation, biological process: phosphatidic acid biosynthetic process. The coding region runs from base 254 to 1066 and encodes 270 amino acids.
UUGACUCCACCUCAUGAUGCCAUUUAGCAACAGAUGAGGAGCGUUUCAUGUUCAUUUUGAGCACACAGAGGAGAGCAUUUCCUACGAUAGAGUGCCCCGGGGAGAUACUUUUUGACAGUGUAAUGUUUGUCAGGGUCUCGGUGCUUCGCCUCUCUCUUGCACCGUAGCUAACCACCGUGUUAGCGGCUUUCUCACCCACCCAAAAACCGCGUGUUUUACAGCUGGCACUGGUGAGUUCCUGUGGUGGAUCGUUAUGGAUGUGCUAUGGAUGGUGCCGCUGCUGCUGAUCCCACUCCUGAUGUGGACCAGCAGCACGUUUGUUUUUUAUUUCAAAAAGUGCUUUUACGUCGCAUGGAUGAUGUGCCUGGCCCUGUUUGCGAUCCCUCUGUGUAUACUGAAAAGCGGGGGCAGAGACAUUGAAAACAUGAGGAUUAUCCGCUUCCUGGUUCGUCAUGUGAAGUAUUUCCUGGGUCUUCGAUUUGAAGUGAGCGGGUGGGAACAUCUGCAGACAGAGGGACCCUAUGUCAUCAUCUCCAACCACCAGAGCUCCCUGGAUGUUUUGGGUCUGAUGGAGAUCUUACCAGACCGCUGCACCAUGAUUGCCAAGAAGGAGCUGAUCUACGCGGGCACAGUCGGCCUCAUCUGCUGGCUGGGUGGCAUCGUCUUUAUCAACCGCAAGAAGACCAGCGACGCCAAGAGUGUCAUGGCUGGCGCUGCCAAAACCAUGUUGGACGACCAGAUUCGUCUGUGGGUGUUCCCAGAGGGAACGCGAAACCAGAGAGGCGACCUGCUGCCCUUUAAAAAAGGCGCUUUCCACCUGGCAGUGCAGGCCCAAGCACCCAUCAUACCUGUCGUUUUCUCCUCCUACAGCAACUUCUACCUACGAAAAGAAAAGCAGUUCAAAUCAGGGACCAUCAGAUUGAAGAUCCUUCCAAAGAUCGAGACAAAGGGGAUGACGUCGGAGGAUGUGUCUUCCCUCUCUGACAAAUCCUUCAACGUGAUGCGCUCCGCCUUCCUGGAAAUUUCUGACUCCGUAACCCAGAGCAACGGGCCCUUGAGGCACUGAACAUUUACCAUACUCUGCCGCCUCUCUUUCUCCUAUGUCUGAGACCCAUUCCUCCCUGCCCCCGAGACCUCCCCGCUCCCCCCUCCCCCUGCCACCCACCUACCCUGCCCCUCCAGGUUGUCCCAUUACCUGGCCAGGAAACAACAUGACACAGGUUCUCUUGUCAUGAAGUCUCUUCUUGUCUAGUUGACGCCUGGUCCAGUCCGCCUCUGGCCUGACCAUACAGCACAGUCAGUCCCGACCCUCACCGUGCCAGCAGCGCUGCUCUGCACGCCGUGAGCGGAGUGACGGACGGCAAGCCGAACAGUAUGGAUGUGUGUUGUUCUUCAUGCAUGCCUUUUGGAUGGCUCUGUCCACCUUCAACCUUGCUUUGUUCUCUGGCUUUGGAAGCCUGGUUUUAUUAUUGUCUUACUUUAUUGCCAUUUUUUCCCUUUUUUCCUCCUUUUGCUUCUGUUUGGCAGAUAAACCUUGGCAUUUUCUCUUUUCUGUUCAUAAAUGUCAGUAGGUAUUUAUGCGUUUCUCAUGCUGCCUUUGUUUAUAGUUAUCUUUGGACACGCACACACAUUCAAUGUAGCCCAUCUCCUUCAUUCCUUCCUUUCCUUUUUAGUGUGCUCUCCCCCUUUCUGCAUUCCAGUCUCUUGCCUAAAGACAAAAGGAGCGGGGUCUCCACGAGCAGUGGAGUGCGUGGAGGUGAGAGGUCGACACCGGUUGACCGUGGACUUCUUUAGUUCUGUCGCUACGAAUUCAACUCUGUAUCCUUAUUGGCUCCUCAACUCUUAUGACCAAUAGCUCCAUGACAUACUUCAUGAUGUCAAAAAGCAAGGAAUUCAAGGUUACAAGAUGCAGUGUAUAACAAUAGCACCCAUCUGUACUGAAUUACUGGACUUCAGUGGACUGAUUGGUUUUCAGUGUUGUGCAUUGUAGAUGUACCAUUGUGCUUUCUUUCAGUUUUUCUCUCCAAAAGAUUAGGAAUAACCUGCGUGCAGCAUCAAGCAGCAAGUGUCUUCUGGCUGUAUUCUGUAUUUUUGCUCUCUAUUUAUUUCCAUGUUGGAUAAUCUUGAUGUUUUGUUUUUUGUUUUUUUUUUUUAAGAAGCAAUCACAGGUUUUUGCUCCUCAGAAGGAACUCACAAGUGAACCUAUUUAAGAUGUGUCAAAAAAAAGGUGAUUUCAUAAAGUGCAAUGUCCAACUGUUUUAACAUUACUGUUCCAAAGUGCAAGCCACCUGCUGUGCCAUGACAAAGUAUUUUACAGGAAGUUUCCAAUGUUAGCCCAUUUACUGAUUCACAACGACCUGCUUUAUAAGUCAUCUGCUGACUGAUUGCCCUUUACCAAUGAUAUAAGGUGUUUCUUGCAGUAAAGAAGAGAGUACAACUUGUGUAGAAUAAUUGAAUUAUUUAGAUCUCAAGACUAUAUAUGUUUUGAUGAAUGUGAAGAUUCACUAAUAAACUAACAGUCCCCACUUACUACAUCUACAUCAGAAGAGUUUAAUGAAUUAAAAAUGUAUUUUUGUUAAUUGGAAAUGUGAAGGAUUGUCUCUGUUUUUUAUGAAUAUGAAAGUGAAUAACCUUGUUUUAGUUGUGGUGAUCCGAUUCAGUUAUUCCCUAACCUCAGAGAGAAUAUUAGACUAUUUAAAAAAGUUGUGAAAAUUUUGGCCUUAAGUUUGAUUGGUGGUGGUUGUUGCACUUUGGAUUGUUCAGCUUGUUUGCUUAUGAUCAGUUUUUGUUUUGUAAUUUGUACAAAGAGUGACUGAACCAGAUAUGACUGACUGAUCUGCUUUUUUUAGUUUACAUCCAGGUCUUAAAUUUCACAUUACUCACUGCCUUUACACUGUUUGCAAAAUCCCUAUGCCACUUUUGCCCAUCAAGCACCAUCUGCGAAUGUAAUUCAGCAUUCAGGAUAUUUGUGUACUACCAAUCACAUCUUACGGUUUUAUUUUUUUUAAGUUAUUAUUUUAAAGUGGGCUGUUGUCUUAUACAGUUGGUAUCAUCCAGUAGAUGUAUUUAUUUGAGCAUUAAAUUCAAAUUUAGACUGACUUGUUGACCUUUUGCGAUCAUCUUGUGAAUGGAUUUAACAGUACUUUGGUACUAAGCCUGUACACUGCUGUUCAUAUCAUACUGAUAACCUGCUGGACCCUCAGCUUUAUGUAUGUGAAAGCCAGGGUUUCAUUUAUGUUCAAGGCUGGUAUGGAAUAUACGCCCCUACUAAUAAUAACUGAUCAGAUUCUGUAUUUUAAUAUAUUUAUUGACUUUUUUCUUAACUGUAAGAGCAGAUUUAACCUUUGCAGCAAGUGGUUUGAAUGUCAAAAAAGUACUUUACCAAAUUGGUUUCUUCCAAAAUAUGUGAACUAUACCAUAUAAAUUUUGCUAAUGGAGUGUUUUAUCCAUUAACUUCCUGUUCAUUUCUUGGUUAUUUUGUAAUACAAAUGUGUGAUUUGUAAGCUUUAUGUUAUGAGCUUGAACUGGUGGCUAACAGGCUCUGCAAUAACCCUGCUGGAUGAUUUUCUUUUUCAGGCAGUCGUUUACAAACUAAUAUGUAAGAUAUUGGAAAAGAUUCAAAGUAUUCUGAACCUUAAUAAAGCACUUUUCAUGCUGA